AUGUCACAGGAUUCAUUUUUACAGAAGAAGAACCAAAUACUGAGUCAGAUCGAAACAACUUUGGGGAACGUACCAGAUAUCUCUCCGAAAGGUUCAAUCGAUGAGCUAUGUGUCCCGAUAAUGAACUUGAUCAAUAGUCAUAACGAUAUGGUUACUACUUCAUCUUGUUCUGGGAGAGUCAGUGUGUUUUUAGAAGGUGUGAAAGUGAAAGAUGAAGGUUCUAGUAGUAAAAUUGGUGGGAAAGGUGAUGGUGGUCAUUGGUUAUUUGUGGAACAUGAUAAAACAAAGAUUCAAGAUUGGCAUAAAGAUAAAUUUCAAUAUGGUCAAGUUCCAACUACCAGUGAUUUGAGUACAAGAUAUAUUCUUUUCAAAUUCGAACCAUUGAUCUUACAUGUCAAGUGUCGAAACUAUGAAACAGCAUCUGCCUUAUAUACCACUGCUAUGGGAUGUGGAUUUAGAGAAAGUGGUAUUGGUAUUAAUAACAUUGUUGCAAUUAGAAUUUCCAUCAAGUUGGAUAUACCCAUUGGUUAUUACAAUCAAGAAAAUGACACUCCAAUAGCUUUUGUCACUGAGGAAUAUUUGCAAAUGAUUACACAAUUGUCAUUGGAUCGUUUUGAAGAGAAUGAAAGAAGAUUAAAUAUGCUUUAUGAAGCCAUCUCAAAGAUGCAAGUCCAAGCUCCAAAGGAUUCGGAACAACAAGAGACCAAGGAACAAAGAAGGGAAAGAAAGAGAAAAGAAGGUCUAGCAAAACAGCAGCAGAAACAAGCACAAAUAGAACAAAUAGAAGCAACAGAACAAAAAACCACUGAAUAG
Messenger RNA from Hansenula ciferrii, 813 nucleotides. RefSeq names its product tRNA methyltransferase TYW3 (gene TYW3). The record is from RefSeq and is a predicted model, not a curated record. Lineage: Eukaryota; Fungi; Ascomycota; Saccharomycetes; Phaffomycetales; Wickerhamomycetaceae. Gene Ontology annotation, molecular function: tRNA methyltransferase activity. Gene Ontology annotation, cellular component: cytoplasm. Gene Ontology annotation, biological process: tRNA methylation. The transcript has a single exon. The coding region runs from base 1 to 813 and encodes 270 amino acids.